CCUCCUCCAGCUGCUUCCAGUCUCUUUCUGUCAGCGGGUGCUGGAGGAGAGAUCAGUUCAGCAGCACGCUCCUGAAGCGACGAACCCAUUUCCUGGAGACCAUUUCUUUUCUUUCUUUCUUUUUUCUUUUUUUUUCACACCACCAUUUCACCGAGAAUUAAAAAAAAAAAACGAGCUUUUGUUCUCUGUGUCUGGUGCAAUACUUCAGUAUGCUGAAGUUGGUUUGAGGAACUCUGUUUUGGGGGGAUUAUACGCGCAAGAGUCUCCAGAAGAUCUCCGCAUGCCCUUAGUGAAUUUUAAAUAGCGUCGUCUCUCACAUGUGUAUUUUUUUAUUUUAUUUUUUAUCACCAAAAACAUGUUUUCCUACGAGAUGUUCAUCUGCACCCUGGCCAUCGCCUGUCUGCUGGAGAUCCCCCGAGGCACCGCGGCCGCGUCCUGCGAGGCCAUCCGCAUCCCCAUGUGCAGGUCCAUGCCGUGGAACAUGACCAAGAUGCCCAACCACCUCCAUCACAGCACGCAGGCCAACGCCGUGCUCGCCAUCGAGCAGUUCGAGGGGCUCCUGGGCACCCAGUGCAGCCCGGACCUGCUGUUCUUCCUGUGCGCCAUGUACGCGCCCAUAUGCACCAUCGACUUCCAGCACGACCCUAUCAAGCCCUGCAAGUCCGUGUGCGAGCGGGCCAAGUGCGGCUGUGAGCCGGUCAUGAAGAAGUACAAUCAUACCUGGCCGGAGAGUCUGGCCUGCGAGGAGCUGCCCGUCUACGACCGAGGAGUCUGCAUCUCACCUGAGGCCAUAGUCAAGGCGGAGGGGCCAGAUAAUCCUUACUAUCAAGACGCUUCAAAAUGUAACCCUGAAGGAAAUCCAGACUUCCCGAUGGAUUCACAUAAUGCCAACUGCAAAGGAGCUAAUGAUCGGUGCAAAUGCAAGUCUGUGAAACUUGUUCAAAAGACAUAUUCGAAGAACAAUUACAAUUAUGUCAUCCGGGCAAGAGUGAAAGAGAUCAAGACGAGAAAUCAUGACCUGAGCGCCAUCGUGGAGGUCAAAGACGUCCUGAAGUCUUCUCUGGUCAACAUCCCUCGGGACACCGUCACUCUUUAUUAUAACUCUGGGUGUCUGUGUCCUCCGCUAACAGCCAAUGAGGAAUAUAUCAUCAUGGGUUAUGAAAAUGAGGAAAGGUCCAGACUGCUGCUCCUUGAUGGAUCCAUCGCACAAAAGUGGAAAGACAAAAUGGGCCGGAAAGUGAAGCGCUGGGACCAGCUUUUGCGUGAGGACCGAGCAAACUCAAGCAAGAGCAACACGAGACGGAGCCGCUACUAG
This is a messenger RNA of Carassius carassius (crucian carp), 1315 nucleotides long. RefSeq names its product frizzled related protein (gene frzb). Bases 356 to 1315 code for a protein of 319 amino acids. The record is from RefSeq and is a predicted model, not a curated record. Lineage: Eukaryota; Metazoa; Chordata; Actinopteri; Cypriniformes; Cyprinidae. Gene Ontology annotation, biological process: canonical Wnt signaling pathway; non-canonical Wnt signaling pathway. The transcript is spliced from 7 exons. Gene Ontology annotation, cellular component: cytoplasm. Gene Ontology annotation, molecular function: Wnt-protein binding.